ACACGACGACCGUACACACUCUAACCGCAAACAUGACGAACUCCGUCUCCAAGACCACGUCUCCCCCCAACAAGCACACGCACGCCGCUGCCAACCACGGCAACCAUGCGCACGCCGAUGCUAACGAGCAGCCCGCGGCGCCCGUGGACAGCCGCAACAUUCCCUGGCGCUGCUGCCAGUGCGGCUACCGCAACCCCGAUACGUGGUACACGCGCUGCAGGGCAUGUGGACACGAGGGCGGCGGCUGCUUCGUGUGCUGGGCGGAAGGUUAGGCUCGGGUAAGAGGCCCUGGCUAGCUGCACCGACUGACUUGCACGACAAGCAGUAGAAACUGGUGAGUAGAAGGUGUCCUUUGGGUUUCUGGUGUUUUUUCUUUCCUUUGUUGGGUUCUACUUCAAUCCUUUGUAAGAUGAGCGGAAGGAGAAGAUAAAAGACAAAACACAAAAAAACGUUAAACCUAGGUAACAAAAAUGUGGAGGCAAAAAAUGGGGAAAAUAAUAAAAAACAAAUUUGUUAAAUAUUUAGUGAUCAUAUUGUGAACGGGUGGAUGCAUGAGUGGGAGACUAAUUGGUCUCAUCUGCUGAGUGGACGACGACGACGCCGCACCAGUACCACUCCCUGCAAGUUUGGUCCUUGGAUCCGUCCCACUAUGGUGAUGUCCG
Aplosporella prunicola CBS 121167 is the source of this 662-nucleotide messenger RNA. RefSeq lists its product as uncharacterized. The coding region runs from base 33 to 272 and encodes 79 amino acids. The record is from RefSeq and is a predicted model, not a curated record. The transcript has a single exon. NCBI's taxonomy places the organism in Eukaryota, Fungi, Ascomycota, Dothideomycetes, Botryosphaeriales, Aplosporellaceae.